This is a messenger RNA of Cyprinodon variegatus (sheepshead minnow), 2744 nucleotides long. RefSeq names its product signal transducer and activator of transcription 1 (gene stat1a). The transcript is spliced from 26 exons. The coding region runs from base 118 to 2421 and encodes 767 amino acids. Gene Ontology annotation, biological process: type I interferon-mediated signaling pathway; defense response; regulation of transcription by RNA polymerase II. NCBI's taxonomy places the organism in Eukaryota, Metazoa, Chordata, Actinopteri, Cyprinodontiformes, Cyprinodontidae. The record is from RefSeq and is a predicted model, not a curated record. Gene Ontology annotation, molecular function: DNA-binding transcription factor activity, RNA polymerase II-specific; RNA polymerase II cis-regulatory region sequence-specific DNA binding.
CGUCACUAGAAGAAGGUUGGGAAGCUGACAGAAGCGAGCAUUUGUGGAAGGAAAUCGCCAUCAGGACCUUAAACCUGUUUCACAGCGAGAGUACAAACUUCUACAAAAUAAAAGCAGAUGGCGCAGUGGUGCCAGCUUCAGAUGCUGGAGUGUAAGUACCUGGAGCAGGUGGACCAGCUGUAUGAUGACUCGUUCCCCAUGGACAUCCGGCAGUACCUGAGCAGGUGGAUCGAGAGCAUCGACUGGGACACGGUGGCCAUGCAGGACUCGCUGGCCACCAUCCGCUUCCACGACCUGCUGGCUCAGCUGGACGACCAGCACAGCCGCUUCGCUCUGGAGAGCAACUUCCUGCAGCAGCACAACUUUCGCAAGAUCAAGAGGAACCUGCAGGACCGGUUCCAGGAGGACCCCGUCACCAUGGCGAUGAUCAUCUCCAGGAACCUGAAGGAGGAGCAGAAAAUCCUGGCCUGCGCUAAAGAGGCGGAGGCGGAAGGAGAAGGACCGGUGUCGGCCAUGGUGGUGGAGAAGCAGAAGCUGGACAACAAAGUCAAGGAUCUGAAGGAUAAAGUUCAGUUCCUGGACCAGCUGCUGAAGAACUUGGAGGACCUUCAGGACGAGUACGACUUCAAGAUGAACACCCUGAAGAACAGAGAGAACGAGCUGAACGGCAUCUCAGCCAAAGAGCUGGAGAAGGAGAAGUUCCACACGGCCCGGAUGUGCAUGGAGCUGAAGCAGAAACGCCACGACGUGGUUACCUUUCUGACGGAGCUGCUGAACCUGACCCAGAACCUGAUCCAGGACCUGAUCUCUGAGGAGCUGCCGGAGUGGAAGCAGCGGCAGCAGAUCGCCUGCAUCGGCGGCCCGCCCAACGCCUGCGUGGACCAGCUGCAGAACUGGUUCACCGCCGUAGCCGAGGCUCUGCAGCAGGUCCGACAGCACCUGAAGAAGAUGCUGGAGCUGGAGCAGAAGUUCACCUAUGAAAACGACCCCAUCCCUCAGAAGAAGGCUCACCUGGAGAACCGGGCCCUGGAGCUCCUCAAGAACCUCCUCUCCAGCUCGUUGGUGGUGGAGCGGCAGCCCUGCAUGCCCACCCACCCUCAGAGGCCACUGGUGCUGAAGACGGGGGUCCAGUUCACCGUGAAGCUGCGGUUCCUGGUGAAGCUUCAUGAGUUCAACUACCAGCUUAAAGUCAAAGCCGUGUUCGAUAAGGACGUGACCGAGAAGAAAGGGUUCAGGAAGUUCAACAUCCUGGGAACCAACACCAAAGUGAUGAACAUGGAGGAGUCCAACGGCAGCCUGGCUGCAGAGUUCAGACAUCUGCAACUGAAGGAGCAGAAGCUGGCGGGAAACAGAACCAAUGAGGGCCCGCUCAUCGUAACCGAGGAGCUCCACUCCCUCAGCUUCGAGUCGGAGCUGCACCUGAACCAGUCCGGGCUCUACAUCAAACUGGAGGCCAUGGCUCUGCCCCUCGUCGUCAUCUCCAACGUCUGCCAGCUGCCCAGCGGCUGGGCCUCCAUCCUCUGGUACAACACGCUCACUACAGAACCCAAAAACCUCAAGUUCUUCCUCUCCCCGCCGGCCGCCAAGUGGUCCCAGCUGUCCGAGAUCCUCAGCUGGCAGUUCUCGUCCGUCACCAAGCGAGGCCUGAACCAGGAGCAGCUCAACAUGCUGGCAGACAAGCUACUGGGAGCCAAAGCUCAGCGGAAUCCGGACGGGUUGAUCCCCUGGACCAAAUUCUGCAAGCAGAGCGCCAAUGAGAAAUCCUUCCCCUUCUGGCUGUGGAUCGAAGGAAUCCUGGACCUGAUCAAGAGACAUCUGCUGUCUCUGUGGAACGACGGCUGCAUCAUGGGUUUCAUCAGCAAGGAGAGGGAGAAGGCCCUGCUGAGCGACAAGUGUCCCGGGACCUUCCUGCUGAGGUUCAGUGAGAGCAGCAAAGAGGGCGCCAUCACCUUCACCUGGAUCGAGCACGACGUCCACGACAAACCCGUUUAUCACUCGGUGGAGCCGUACACUAAGAAGGAGCUGACGGCCGUGUCGCUGCCGGACAUCAUCCGUACCUACAAGGUGAUGGCUGCGGAGAACAUCCCGGAGAACCCGCUGCGCUUCCUCUACCCCGACGUCCCCAAAGACAAGGCCUUUGGGAAGUACUACCCCAAACCCUCAGAAACUCAAGAGCCGAUGGACGUGGAGAGCACGGAGCCCAACGGCUACAUGAAGACGGAGCUCAUAUCUGUUUCUGAAGUACAUCCGUCCAGACUGCAGGACAACAUGAUGCCCCUGUCUCCUGACAACUACAAGGCCUUGGAGCGCUACGUCAGCCCCAGAGACAUCGACGCCGUGAUGGAUCUUCAGGGCUUUGAUCCUCAGGAACAAGACAUGAGCUGCACCUUGAGUCUUUAUGCGACCUCUAACCUUCCCUAAAACCCGCUGUAGAUAUGACAGACUUUCCAGAUGAAAACUGACGUCUCAGUCGAACUCUGCUGAUGGUUCUGAGCCCGUAUCUCUCCCCAUGGUUCUGCCCGGCCCGGCCCGGUUUGCCCUGCAUGUUGGGUUUCUAUAGUUAGCUGAACUAACCUCCAUCACUCUGCUGACAGAAAGAAAAACUUUCCAUUCCUGCUUGUUUCUGUGACUCUGCAGCCUUGUUGGGUUUUAAUCUUUGGUUCUGAACUUCUGGACCGGAUCACAAAUUAUGCUAAAGUGUCUUGAAGUCUAUUUAUGUAAAUGUGAGAAAUAAAUCUUUUUUA